This is a messenger RNA of Daldinia childiae, 1185 nucleotides long. Its product is annotated as putative nad-dependent epimerase dehydratase family protein. NCBI's taxonomy places the organism in Eukaryota, Fungi, Ascomycota, Sordariomycetes, Xylariales, Hypoxylaceae. The record is from RefSeq and is a predicted model, not a curated record. The transcript is spliced from 2 exons. The coding region runs from base 1 to 1185 and encodes 394 amino acids.
AUGAAUGGCAAAGAGCCUCUAGAGGCACCUCCUCCUUAUACCGCCCUUCCAACUAAUCCUGACACUCAAGAUGAGUUGCAGUUAAACUCCCUAACUUCACAUCUUCAACAUCAUAUCACCUCCCUUCCAGAUCGCAUCCGGGCAACGCAACAAGCACGAAAAGUCGAACAGUCAUUUAGUGAUGCAUCUCUGCUAGACCAUAUUGUUCCCGUCCUCGAGGAGUUCCUGGUCGACUUAGGGGCCCGACAUACUCCCGUUCCGCUGGCGACCCUUACUUUAGUCCCGAGUGUCACAGUUCCUAAGAAUGCCAUUCUUAGCGGUUUAGAAGACAUGAAGCGACGUGGGGAGAUUUGCCGCGUAUCAAGAAUUUCUAUAGAAAGACCCGGUAAGGACUCUAAGUCUGGCUCUGGUACCCUUAGUUCCCCAGAGAUAAGCGAAAACCCGAGCUGGGCCACGGGACAAGAAUUUAGUGAUUGGGGACGGUUUGAUGAGCCUAGCUCUUCGUUAGAUGGUACUGCCGAAAAGAUUAAAUCACUCUGGUGGCAUGAUGAAGAGAUGGCACGCCGUCUCGCCAACUACCUACAGCCCAGAAAGGAGAAAAGGUCAGAAGUGAAGCUUAACUCGGUAGUCCAAACUGUGGUUGAGCAAAGGCUACCACCGAAAAAGGAGAAGAAAAGCUGGUUCUGGGGGAAACGCAUAAGUGAAGAGAAAUCGCCGGAGUCAACAGUACCAAACCUCUCACGAAUCGAUGCUGUGAAGGAUAACAUACAGGAAGAGCAAGAGAAACAAGGGGCUGAUAUGACAGUUAUGGCUCAGGAGGUUGCAUUCCGCCAGGAGAAUGAUCUCGGAAUAUGGGAAAGCGUCCGUGGAUGGGGUAUCGUCGUUACAGUUAAAUACAUCGACGUGACAGCGCAAUGUGUCCGUGCGGCGCCGCUUGUCGAUGCAACCCUUGCCGUUGCGGCAGCGGCCGCUCCCAUAAUGGCGGACGUACACAUGGCCAUAGGCACUCCCAUAACCAUGGGCACUCUCACAACCAUGGACACUCGCAUGGCCAUGGGCACUCUCAUGAUCACAACUCCCCGAGUUUCCAGGGCCAGGGUUACGUUCUCGGCCAUGUCCACGAUGGCCAUCGUACCGGGCGCGGCCUUGGCCACGCCCCUCAAGAAGACAUUUCUUCACAGCUAG